Molecule: messenger RNA, 5415 nt
Organism: Prionailurus viverrinus (fishing cat)
Lineage: Eukaryota; Metazoa; Chordata; Mammalia; Carnivora; Felidae
Gene: SUV39H2
Product: SUV39H2 histone lysine methyltransferase
Exons: 6
Coding region: 535-1581 (348 amino acids)
Cellular component (GO): nucleus
Molecular function (GO): zinc ion binding; protein binding; histone H3K9 methyltransferase activity
Source: RefSeq, a predicted model, not a curated record
GCGGCGUCCCUCACUAUCCCCCGUUCUCCAGGCAAACUCCCGAGGCCCGGGAAGCGGGGCCGGGACCCGCGGACCCGCCAGAGCGCGACGCGGCGAGACGCCGCCUCCCGCUCUGCUGACACCUUGGCCCCCAAAGGCGCGCCGCGGGCUUCACCUAUCCCCCGGCCCCUGACCCUUCUCGCGGCACGGCCCGCUCGCUCCCCGCAGUCUUCUGCGCCCCGCUUCCGCGGGGCCCGGCCCGCACGCCCUGCUCCGAGGUCGGCUGUCUCUCGCUCCGCGGACGUCCCGCGGACUCCGUGGCCCGACCCCCGCUGCCCGUUGGGCCCGAGGCCCCUCCCCGCCUGGUCGCCGUGUGGAGGUAUUCGGGCGGCCGCCGCGGCUCCUGCUUGGUGUGUGCCUUGCCUAGUUUCACUUGAUACUCUUCAGGAAUUAUGUAGAAAAGAAAAACUCACAUGUAAAUCGAUUGGAAUCACCAAAAGGAAUCUAAACAAUUAUGAGGUGGAAUACUUGUGUGACUACAAGGUAGUAAAGGAUAUGGAAUAUUAUCUUGUAAAAUGGAAAGGAUGGCCAGAUUCUACAAAUACUUGGGAACCUUUGCAAAAUCUCAAGUGCCCAUUACUCCUCCAGCAGUUUUCUAAUGACAAGCAUAAUUAUUUAUCUCAGGUAAAGAAAGGCAAAGCAAUAAAAGACAAUAACAAAGCUUUGAAACCUGCCAUUGCCGAGUACAUUGUAAAGAAGGCUAAACAGAGGCUAGCUCUGCAGAGAUGGCAAGACGAACUCAACAGAAGAAAGAAUCAUAAAGGAAUGAUAUUUGUUGAAAAUACUGUUGACUUAGAGGGCCCACCUUCAGACUUCUACUACAUUAAUGAAUACAAACCAGCUCCUGGAAUCAGCUUAGUCAAUGAAGCUACCUUUGGUUGUUCGUGUACAGAUUGCUUCUUUGAGAAAUGUUGUCCUGCUGAAGCUGGAGUUCUUUUGGCUUAUAAUAAAAACCAACAAAUUAAAAUCCCACCUGGUACCCCCAUUUAUGAAUGCAACUCGAGGUGUCAGUGUGGACCCGAUUGUCCCAAUAGGAUUGUACAAAAAGGCACCCAGUAUUCACUUUGCAUCUUUCGAACUAGCAAUGGCUGUGGCUGGGGUGUAAAAACCCUUGUGAAGAUUAAAAGAAUGAGUUUUGUCAUGGAAUAUGUUGGGGAGGUAAUCACCAGUGAAGAAGCUGAAAGACGGGGGCAGUUAUAUGACAACAAAGGAAUCACAUAUCUCUUUGAUCUGGAUUAUGAAUCUGAUGAAUUCACAGUGGAUGCAGCCCGAUAUGGAAAUGUCUCUCAUUUUGUGAAUCACAGUUGCGACCCAAAUCUUCAGGUGUUUAAUGUUUUCAUUGAUAAUCUCGACACCCGUCUUCCCCGAAUAGCAUUGUUUUCCACAAGAACCAUAAAUGCUGGAGAAGAGCUCACUUUUGAUUAUCAAAUGAAAGGUUCUGGAGAUGUAUCUUCAGAUUCUGUUGACCACAGCCCAGCCAAAAAGAGGGUCAGAACUGUGUGCAAGUGUGGAGCUGUGACUUGCAGAGGUUACCUCAACUGAAUUUUCAGGAAACAGCUGAUGAUUGUAGUUUGUUUUUUUCUAAUGUUAACCUUUAAAAAAAGUAUUUGGGACUCUUUUCAUAUUAUCAGGAUUAUAUGCUAUGUUAAUUUACAAUUCAUGUUUCAAACUAUUGGCCAAAUGCAUUACUGAUGCUUCUGAAGAGAACACAGGGUCACAGAGACUAAUUUAAAAUACACGUAUUUAGUGAUUAGACACCAAACAUGAAAGGAAAACUGACAGAUCAGCAUAUACAUACAUAAGAAGUCUGUGUGAAUAGAGAAAUGCCUCCUUCAGUGUUUAAGCGUUAAACUGAUAACGUAACCAUCACUAAGAUCAAAUAUUCAACCUGCCAUACACCUUGAAUUUAGAGAAAGACUUAAUUUGGGCAAAUACAUACAAGUGCUAUUUUUGUUAUGUUGUCAUUCCCGUUAAUUACUCACUGUACUUGUAUUUAAGAAAAAUAGGUGAUACAGAAUUACACUCUAUUUUCUACUUUCAUUAAAAUACUGGGAUCUUAAUGAUACAGAAAUUUAAGGUCUAAAAUUCAAUGUAAACAGGUUUAAUUACAGCUUGAUUUCAUAUUUUGAAGCAAUCCAGACUGUUAUGAGGCAUGUAUGUCUGAAUCAGUAAUUCUUAAAAGAUUUUUAACCUUGUAAAAGAAUAAUUUCCAAAAAGCUCUAAAAUUCUGGAACGGAUGGCCAUUAUGCUGCUUUGAAAGGGUGGGGCACUGGGACCGGGAGGGUUUCUUGGAAGUGGGGAAAUGGAGCACUUUCAGGGCCCCUCUUAAUAACACAAAUUAAGAGAUCCAUGUUGCAUACCUGGUCUAAACAGAAACAGCAAAACAAGAUACUCCUGAGUGCAUCUGCACCUAACAGUGUUUCAUACAAUACACGAAUAUUACAUCUUCUGAAUUUCAGGCGGUUUUAACAUUUCCACCAAAUUUAAUUAUUUUUAUAUUCCCCGCAAGCUCUUCUUGAAAUAAUCUAUAUUUUGAACUGAUACUUAUUUUUUAUACAUGAAUUUUUUUUAAUGUGAUAAAGCUAAACUUGGCUUGGCCAAAGUGUGUAUCUGAAUUAUGAGAACAUUUUUACUUGAACCAUGAACACUGAAAUGGAAUACAGUUGUUUGGUUUUUGUUUCUGUUUUUCUGCAUAGUAAAACCUCAGUUGGGAACAACUAUGUUUUCAUCUCUGUGAUUUUGGGAUUUGUAAUCAUGGUGUCCAACAUGAAGGUAAAUGCAGCAAGUAAAUCUAGCUUUCAGUAUUCCUAAUUAAAUUUUACCUAAGCUGAUUGCCCCAUUGCUUUACUGACCUAAAAUAAGUUUGAGUAAAAUUGCACUAAUGGCAAGAAUCCAGCACUUCAAAUACCUUCUUAAUCCUUAACCUCUUUUUUGGGAGAAGCUACACUUUAUUAUGCAUUAUAUUGCUACCACAUGAUUUGCUCUUUCAUAAUAUGGGAUAAAUUCUUUACACGUUUGGAGUCUCACAGCGUAUUAACCAAAAUCUGCAGAAGGUGUCAUGGAAAAAUACAUUUCUUAGUGCCGUUUCUUAUGUUUUCUUUAUGAGGAAAUAGUCACAUGGUGUCAGUGGUGAGAAAGCAUCACAGAUUUACAGGUACUCCCAAUGGCCAAGCUUACUUUGAAUUCUGAUUCUCACAGGUUUAAAAAAAUGUAACUAAUAUUCUUAAAAAGUUAAUGUUUUACUGUCCAGUUUUUUGAUCUUGUCUUUUUGUGGUAAAAAAAAUGUAAAACAGGACAGCAAAGGGAAGAAUGGCUAUUUUCACAAAACUUGUUUUGUACUGUCCUUAGUAAUAGACAUUUAAUGGGUCUUUGAGAUUUUAGUUACCUGUGUUACCCUUGUUUGGUUACAAAGCUGAACUUAAUCAGUAAAAUGGAAACUCUCUACAUGAGGCUGUUAGGAGCUUUUAACCAUUUUAAGUCAACAUUUAGCUUCUUUGGUUUCUCAAGCUGUCAGAAUUUGUUCUCUCAAUAUGAAGCCUAUGUUCAACGGCCAUGUUUACAUGAAGUUUAAACCGUAAGUUAAUCUACUCUGCAAGUUGUAUUAAUACCAUUGUUUUCAAGAUCUACUUGAGGAUCGUGAUACAGUUGUAAUCUCAGGGUUUUUUCCCCCAUAUGUGCAAAAUCUAGACUGCACUUUUUUUUUUUUUUUACAGUUCAAUUUUCUUUAGCAAAAUAAAUUUAGUUUGGCAUUUGAUUUUCUAUUUAUGGUGGUUUAGCUUUGUUAUUGAAUAUUUUAUUUUCCUUACCAGUAAGCUACAAAAGGGGCAAAAAGAUAACCAAUGUAUUCCUGACUACUUGCUUUUGAGAUUAACCAAAGGUUGUUAUACCAUCACUUUAAAUGUUAUUUGCCUUUUAAGAAAGUUUAUCAUUGUCAUGGUUGGUCCAUUUGAAUAUUAAAGAAUUUUACAUAGCAUAAUGUGGAUGGAUACUUCUAAAAUAUUUUGAGCAUUAUGAGUCACCAGGUUACUUAAACACAUUAUGCUAAAUAAGUAAACACUGCCUGGAACCACAGGGGAAUGUUAGACUUAAAGCUCCUAUUCUUGGAGCAAGUCUCAGGCCCUUUAUCUGCGUUCCUGUGCAUCUCAUAAACCCAUGAGGCCGGUGCUGCCAGCCCUACCAGCAAAGGGAAGGGGUCAGGACUGGUUAGGUAACAUGAACAUACCCAAGAUCACGUGGCUCGGGGGCAGUAAACCACCUAUUUAUACUGGACUCUAUUUCGUACUGCUAGUUUAAACAAACUGUAAGUCUUGGAUUCCUCUCUCAGGCAAAUGUGGCUAGCCACUGAAUUUCUUCUGUCAUGUAUCUUGGCAUUUUGAAACUUGUUUUCACUUUUUCCUUUAUACUUUACAGUUCUUAGAGUAAAAAUCGAGUAGCCACUAUAAUUAAUCCUACCCCUACCUGUGCUCCUUUUGAGAGGCAUUAUUGCAUAGUGGCUAAGAGCAUGGACUCUCGAGCUUGAAUUGCCUGUAUUUUCAGUCCUGACUUCACUCCUUCUCAGCUAUGUGAACUAACCUCUCUGUGCCUCAGCCUCCUCAUUUGUGAGUGGGAAGAAUAAACUUAACCUGCCUCAAAAGGUGGUGAUGAGCAUUGAAGGAGUUCAUAUCCAGUGUGUAAAAGAACUAUCAUCACAGAGUAAGCACCACAUGUAAGUAUCUGCUGUAAUUCUGUACUGUAAACCUGUACUUUUGUAGUCUUUGGUGAUCCCUGCAAGUUUUUUUUUUUUUAAUCAAAAGUGUUCUAGUGCUCUUAGCCCUUAAAUUCAUUCACCUGACAUUUAUUGUGCCAGGUUCUCAUAAAACAAAAUAUGGCAGUAUGUAAUAUUAAAUGGAUGAUGUGAUUAUACAGUGCUAAUAUAUUCAGAAGGAUGUUUACAGGCAUGUAUUGAGUCCCCACCUUGGAUUAUAAGCUAUACUAUUAAGAUGAGGUCUUUAGUGUCAGCGAAAUUAGUUGUAUUUGAUUACAUGACUUACUAAUGAAGUGUAACUAAUUUUUAGAACUACAGAUUAAAAAUGAAGUCUCUGGGCUUGUGUAUUAGGCCUAUUGUAGUUACGACUGGAAACUCAGUGAUCUGUAAUCUCUACUGGUCUCUUUAGUGAUUUUAUAUUCACUUUGCUUUCAGGCUGUAGAACUCGUAGGAGAGACGGGUAAAAUGGGAUAACUGUAUUUCAACCCCAGUCACAGUCUGGAGAAUACUUAAUCAAAAACUGGGAGUAUCUGUGGCGUUAGAAAGAAGGGGUCAGUGCAGCAGGGUGAUAAUGCAUAUCAUUGUUGGUUUAAUUGACCUGCAAAUUGAUUUAGAGACUCCAACUUAAAUUU